AUGUCAUCCGUAUCACAAGCAUCUUCCACCUAUUUACUUUCAAAUUCAAAAUUUGUAGAUGCAUACAACAACAGACAUUUAAUAAAUUCCAUUCAAAAUUCAGAUAUAGCUGAAUCAAAAUCAAAAACCUCAUUCAACCAAGGGAGGCUUUAUGAUCCAUUUGAAGGUAUUGUAUCAAAAGACAAUCACCAUCCUUGCACCUCAAACUCAAUUGACUCCGCUUCGUCUAGUCUCAUUCAAAACAAGUUAAAGAAAUUAAACUCAUUAGACUCCUAUGAAGUGAAGGCCGAUGAUCUAAAGUUUAAAUAUAAACAACAUUUGAUUGAAUUUUUAAAUUACAUUAUUGGUAAAUAUAAGGAAUUUGAACAUAAUUUAAAACUAAAUGGAUUUAUAUGGAAUGAAUCAUUUGAAAAAAACUUGGUAUUUUUAAAUUUGAUUAAAUUGGGUAAUGGCUAUAAAAAUAUGAUAAUGAAUUUGUUACAACAUUUGAAUUCGUUGAGUACUUUUGUUGAUAAAAAUUUGUUAAGUUGUAAUAUUUUCCAGUUGGUAUAUAACUCACAAUUGGAUCAAUUCAGAUUUGGUAAGAUUAUUAAUGAAUCCUUGUUUACUGAUGAAUUCAAAUUCAAUUUAUUAAGUUAUUAUUACAAACUAAAUUUUAUUUUAAGUCAAGAUUUGAAUAAUGAUCAAAAAUGGUGUUCAAUUCCCAUCGAAAUUUGGUUCAAAUUGCCUUCAUUUAUAAAACUAAUUCAUGAUGAUGUUAAACUAUUAUAUAGUUCCCAUUUUCAAGACUUACAAAUAUGUUUAGUCAAGUUAAAUUCAAUAAGUUCAAAAUUCAAGGUUGUUGAUAAUUUGAAAAAUAAGAACCCCAUAAUUAGUUGGACAGACUUAAGACAAAUUGACCAUUCAUUAAAGAUGAAAUUUCCGGAUUAUUGUGUUGAUAAAUAUAGUAUCAGCUAUUCCGAAAUUCCUGAUGAUUUUAAUCAAAAGCCAUUGAGCACCUCAAUUGAUAACAAGUUAGUUCACGUUAAUCAGCCGAAUCAAAACUUCAAAGAUAAAGACCACAAACAAUCAUCAUCUUCAAUCUCGAGAUCGACCUCACUCAAAAGAUCAUUGACUACCAUGGUGAAAAGGAGUUUUUCUUUGGGUGAUUUGAAAGGAAAAGUCAAAGACAAUUGUCAUGAGAAUAAUUCAUCACCAGAGCAACCACCCACCCGAAGCAAUUCUUUGAGACAAUUAUCAUUUUUCAAUAAAAAGGAAGUGACAGAACUGUUACCUAUUCAAGAUGGAGGGGAACUAAACUUAAAAUUGCAAAAAAGUCAAACACUUCAACAUCAAAUAAAUGUCUUGAGUCAAUUUCGCAGAAAAUUGAAUAGUUUAGGCCAACAAUUGAUUCAAUUUUUGAUUAUUCAAUUGAAAUAUGUGAAAUUAUGGGAAAAUAGUAGCGCUACAUAUCCAACAUCUGAGAAGACUCCUUAUAUUAAAUCGAUGUAUCAAUUAUUUACUGAAAAGUUACAGAACCAAAUUCAAUUUACUAAGGAUACUGUAGUUCCACUCAUAGAUCAGAAGUUGAUUUGUCCAAUAGACGAGUGUUUAGAGAUCGCAGAAAGUGGUAACAUUGAUGUAAUGCACUUGAAUCAAUUUAUUGAAUUGAUUGUUAAACAAUACAAUCAAUUGUACUGUGACUGGCUAGAAGGUAUAAUAGGGUCUAGUUCAAUAAAGGAGUAUGAAAGGUUAUACCAUGAACUGAAAAGUUUAAGUGGAUCAAAACCCAAGGGUGAUGACAUUAUUUUAUAUUAUAAUCAAUUGUUAGAAUUAAAAAAUUUAAUGUCAUAG
Messenger RNA from Lodderomyces pseudojiufengensis, 1833 nucleotides. RefSeq names its product Fav1p (gene FAV1). Bases 1 to 1833 code for a protein of 610 amino acids. NCBI's taxonomy places the organism in Eukaryota, Fungi, Ascomycota, Pichiomycetes, Serinales, Debaryomycetaceae. The transcript has a single exon. The record is from RefSeq and is a predicted model, not a curated record.